UCCGCGCCUGCUCAGUGGCGGCGGCGCUUAGCUAGCGCGGAGCUGUCACCGCCGACGGCUGUUCCAGCUCCGCCGCAGCGAUGGAGCGCAACCCCGCCACGCUGCCGGCACCACUCUCGCCCAGAUCCAGUCUUGUGUAUGGAAAUGUUGAAGAUUUGAGAGCAGUGAAAAAACACUUUUGCUUGCAAAAAAGGAACAUUUUGGUCCACUUGUAAGUGUGACACUUGGUGACUAACCUGCAAGAUUUCUUGGCUGACAUCUGAAGAACAAAGUGCUUUUCAACCUGUACUUCUAUAGCACUAUGACUAACUGUAAAGGCAGAUCUACCAUCUCCAAAACAAAUGGCAAAGUCCAUGACAGAGAAGGCUUUGUAAACUGGACCAUAAAUCUUAAUACAAUUCAGUCUGAUAAAUUUUUGAGGCUGCUUUUAAGUAUGGUUCCUGUUGUUUACCAAAUAAACCAAGAGGAAAGACACAAAAAGGUGAAUGGUGUCUGGCAAGAUGGAUUGCAACCAGUAGGACACAAUUUUAAUGUCAGGUCCGAACAACACCCGGAAUACCAUCACUUCUCAGAAGCGAGAUUUCAUGGUAGCAAUGGACACAGCCCAUCCAGCUGUAGCCCUAAAUAUGAUGAUUUUACCAGUUACAAUUACUGUGAUGGAAUGGACACUUCAGAAACAGAUGCCAUGUUGCAGGACGACACUCUUUCUAGUGGCAGUAAUGAGGAUGUCAUUGUGGAAGGAAGUAGAAAACAACCCAAAGAAUCGAGUAGUAUUAUGGCACUGCAGAUACUUGUACCUUUUUUGCUGGCAGGGUUUGGAACUGUUUCUGCUGGCAUGGUUUUGGACAUUGUACAGCACUGGGAUGUGUUCAAGAAUGUUACUGAAGUCUUUAUCUUGGUUCCUGCGCUCCUUGGUCUCAAAGGAAAUUUAGAAAUGACCUUAGCAUCCCGGCUGUCAACUGCUGUAAAUGUUGGAAAAAUGGAUUCUCCCAUUGAGAAAUGGAACCUAAUAAUUGGCAAUUUGGCCUUGAAACAGGUUCAGGCAACAGUGGUUGGUUUUCUGGCAGCAGUGGCAGCAGUAAUAUUGGGCUGGAUUCCAGAGGGCAAAUACCGCUUUGAUCAUUCAGUCCUUUUGUGUUCUAGCAGUGUAGCAACUGCCUUCAUAGCUUCUCUUUUGCAAGGAGUAAUAAUGGUUGGAGUUAUUGUAGGAUCUAAGAAGACUGGUAUUAAUCCUGACAACGUUGCCACUCCUAUUGCAGCAAGUUUUGGCGAUCUCAUCACCCUUGCCAUAUUAGCAUGGAUAAGUCAGGGUCUGUACACUUGCCUUGAGACAUAUUACUAUGUAUCUCCUUUGGUUGGUGCCUUUUUUUUGGCUCUGACUCCAAUGGGGAUUGUCAUAGCUGCCAAACACCCAGCUACCAGAACUGUCCUCCGCUCAGGAUGGGAGCCUGUUAUAACUGCCAUGAUUAUUAGCAGUAUUGGUGGCCUUAUUCUGGACACGACAGUAUCUGAUCCUAACUUGGUUGGAAUUGUUGUUUAUACCCCGGUAAUUAAUGGUAUUGGUGGCAAUCUAGUUGCUAUUCAAGCCAGCAGAAUUUCUACCUACCUCCAUUUACACAGCAUUCCUGGAGAGCUGCCAGAGGAGGCCAAGGGUUGUUAUUACCCAUGCAGAACAUACUGUGGUACAGGAGUAAAUAACAAAUCAGCCCAAGUUCUACUUCUCUUGGUGAUUCCUGGACACUUGAUUUUUUUGUACACUAUCCACUUAAUGAAAAGUGGACAUACUUCCUUAACCCCCAUCUUUAUAGCAGUCUAUUUGUUGGCAGCUCUGCUACAGAAGUUGUAAAGGGGGACAGAGAAGAAGCGCGUGUCAAGAUCAAAGUUUUCCUUCCUUUUCUGAUGCAGUAACUGAGUUGAACAGUGAAGCGACAUGAGCAGUGGGCGACUUCUAAGCUCAGUGGCAUUAAAAGAAGAAAAAUAAAAAAGUAGUCUGGGGACACUCUGAUCGCAGAAGCUUCUCAUCUCUAUCAGUCUCAAAGUAACAGCAAGGGAGGAAAGUCCAAUACACUCUGCCCUCUGUUCAGUGGAAGGUGGGGGGGUGUGUGCAGGGAGGGCAGGAGGGUGUUUUGUGGAGAGCACUAGAGAAUAUGCUGACCAGAAAUGCAUACGCUGACCAGCUGGCCGUCAUCAACCCAUUACAGGCAAAGGUUAUUCAAGGUAAACCAGAGUAAUGAGAUGGGAGGUAUUUCCUUCUGGUUACUUAGGCACAGCAGGAUAAAGUAAUCUUUGAAGACCUUUCCAAGCUUGAUGGCCAAGCAGCAAGUACAGAUUUAAACACAGGGAAUUUUAAAAAAAAAAAUUUUUCUGAAUAUAGUAGUCUACUGAAAACUAGGUGCAGACAUCAAGUCAAUUCAUAGGUACCUGCACUGAAAGCAGUUUUUUAAUAGAAGUAUGGAAAUACUGAAAUGUAACUCAAAAAGUCCAUUAAUUAGGUUCUGUCUCACUAUGAAAAUUAUGGUGGAAACCCUCCACAUUUACCAGGCAGGAUUUUGUUUAUUUCUAUUGCAUCGCCUGCAGCUAGUUCUGUAUUACUGUGACCAGGCUCACAACCAGCCUAUGCUGGGACUGCUAACAUGACACUUGAUCAUGGCAGACUGAAGGGCAAAAUUAUCCAAAUUAAUUUAGCAAGGAAUAAAGAGGAUAAAUAUCGUGAAUGGCAUUUGCAGGCCCAUUCCUUGCUAAAUUGUUUUUUCUCUUCAAUUUUGCCUUAACAAAGACUUUGCAUCUGCCUUUAAUUCUUCAGUUACAUUCAUAUUUGGAGGUUUGGUUUGUGUCCUAUGCUAGAACUGUACUAGUUGCUGCAGAGCUCCCCUCAUCUGUGGUCCAUCAACUAAAAACCAGCUGACACCUAGCUGGGUCUGUCCAGAACUGAUAAAACCAGAGCUCAUGUCCACCAAAUUCUUCUUAACAGUAUUUGUUCAGAAGAAGUGUGUAUAGCAGCCUCAAAAUCCACAGAAAGAAAGGUCUUCAAGUGAGAACUGUCAGACAGACAAACUAUAGGUGGCACUAACGGUCCUGGUUGUGUGACAUCAAGAGAGUCAGUUGUCUGAAAUCUCAAUUAUUAUCAGCUCUCCUUCCCCCAGCCCAUCAAUUACACCAUCUCAGUUCGAGGAGGUGUUAGUUAUUCAAGAUACAAAAUGUUUUUUAGUAUUACUUUUGUUUUACCAGAUGCUAAAAGGGUGGGGAAUUUUUGAGCAUGAGGUUACAUGCAAGCAUGUUUUCAAUUCUGUUUUCACAUGAAAGGUGUGAAUAAGAUUCUUGAAACCUUGAUGGAGAGCCUUGAAGUUACAAACAUGGUUUAGACUAUUUUAAGACUUGGCUUUUACAGUUUGCAUCCAUAACUACCCUACUUAGUGUACAUAUGUGCUAUACACCAAGUUCUAGAUUGUAUUCUUCAAAAUGUUCAGCAUUAGACAAUAAUGGGGACCAACAAUUUUUCAUACUUGACAGUCCAAGCAUUUCUCAAAUCAUCACAAAUAAUUAUUACUCUGCGCAGAUUUAUACAGAUGACAGUCAGACAAUUGUAGCUGUGCAAGUCUAAACACUGUAUAUAAAAGAACAAUUGCAUUUUCAAUAAAGGGAUUUUAUUAAACUGACCUGAACUGCAGCAUUUUUUUAAAGUAAUAGCUGUGCAACUUUUCAUACUUUGAUUUACUUCACAUUUCACGGCAUAUUAAUUUUGACUUUACUUUUUCAAAAUGUUUGAGCACUCAAAUGAGGAGCAUACCAAAAAUUAAUAUUCAGAGAAAGAAUAUUGUGUGUCCUGAAGAUGGAAAUGCUUAACAUCUUCCCUGAAAACCUGGGGACAGACAAACUGGAAUAUGAAUUUGCUCCGAAAAUGUCUCUAUAGAGUGACUGGAUAAUAGAAGAUAAAACCAAUAUUAACUUAGGAGCAUUUUUACCAAGUGAGAACAUUUUAGAAGCAAAUUAUAUCCUCUGAAGGAAACUCUUGAAAUAUUACAAAGCUUUAUUAUUUUCUCCAUUUCAUGCAUUGAACCUAGUGACCUACGGAGAAGAUUAGGCUGAAUACUCAUUAUUUUUUCAAUUCUUUGUAUUGCAAACCAAGAUAACCUCAGUUGCCAUAGCAGAGAAUGCACCAGGGCUAUGAAAAGAAGGAUCAAAACUCUUGAAAAUAAAACAGUCAUACAGAGUGGUUGCUAAAACUGUAUUGCCAAAAAUCACAAAUUGCUUCAUACAUUCCCUCCUUCUUCUUCUAUGCACGUCUCCAACUUUGUCCCUGUGUGUCUGUGUGCACUCAGAGAAGGGCACAGCAGAGAAGAGUGAGACAAUUCAGCAUUACUGUGGGGACUACAAUGAUUUAAUUAAACCCCAAACCCACAUCAACUUUGGCCUUCACUCUUCUUUGACCAGGUGCUAGACAAGUACUAAUUGGGUGCUAGGAAAAAAACAAUACUGAACUGGGCAAAACCUGGCAACAGACACACAUGCAGGCACAGAUGCUGGUACUAUUCUGGGACAAUUUCAAAAAUAGGUCAUUAAGUAUUGGCCUUUUCAUCUUGGACAGAAAGUUAAGUACCACAGAGAGGCUAAAUGAUGCAAAGUCUUGAAAAAUCAGAGACUGACAACAAAUGGCACAGCUGUAUAGAAAACCAGCUUUUUAAUUAGGCUAAAACUGUCACACAACAUACUGAUCCAGGAAAAAAAGAACCUGCUCCCUUCCAAUACCACCUUCUCUUGUAUAAUCCCAUACAUCUUCGGAAGCCUGUCCAUUCCCAUUCUCCCUAAUAGGAACUAUUUGGUAUCAUUACUCAUACCACACACAGGGUUUGGGGCUAAUAAGAUAAAUGUAUACAUCUUGUAAAGUAUCUCCUCUGAACAAGGAGAGGGAAAAGCUGGAAGUCCCAAGGAAAAUCAUGCAUAAAGGCCUAUGGCCUGGCCAUAUCGAGGGUGAAGGAUGUGCUGACAUGCAUGUUGCUGUUCUGAAGCUCUGGGGAAAUAUUCUAAAGACAGGGCAGGAAAAACCUGAAGUGACUGAGUUUAAGUGCAAUACAUGUAAGAGGUAAGAAAUCUUCACAGAGGGCUGGAGAAGUCUUGAACUGGGAACACCUGAAGCAAGCAAUCUUCAUGCUGGUGGGCUUAUUGGGAUUUAAUUUAUUGGAGAUGAGUUUGGAGCUUCGUGUUGCUUGUACAAAGAGCACUUUGCAUUGUCCUUCCAGCAGCCAAACAAAAGGAGGGGGAGAAGGCGAAUAGAUGAUCAAUCCUUUUUUGUUGUUCUCUCACAAGAAGAAAUGGAUGAAACCCCAGGCUGGGACCUCAGCAGCCAUGGUGGGGUGAGGGUGAUGGAGUUGUGCUGCUUUCCCAUGGCAGAGGCUCUGUGGUGGGACCUGACCUCUCUGCACCACUGCCACAGCUGCUCGCCACUGCUCUGGCAUGAAAGGAUGGCGUGUGAUGAAUCUCUUUGCUCCUGGCUCAUUCUGUAAUGCAGCAAUAAAUCACUUUUUGCAUGAAAAAGCUAAAAGGUCUGGUUAUUGUAUGAGUUUAAUUUUAAAAUGAAAACUCUCUGCCCUUUCCCCUCCAACACAAGCACAUCGACAGAUGUUCACACUUGUGAUGGCUGGGGCUGAGCUCGUGCUCUCCAGACCUGUGUGUGGAACCUGUAAUACACAGGGACACAACCACUGUCCUUCUAACCCUCCUUUCCCAAGGAAAACUACUGUUGUCCACAGGUGCUUGGGAAAGGGCCAGGCUUGCAGAACUGUCUCCAAGUCAGCAGGGGCAGCAAACAGGGUCAAAAAGGCUACCACUUCCUAUCUCACAACUGCCAGGUUACUGUUGGGGCAUAGAUGAAACAUUAACCUGGUACAACCCAAACUCAGGGACAAGCACAUGGGUUGGGAAGCUCAAAGCCAAGUGAGUGACCUAUAGCUGCUGCACUCUGCUGUUACAUCUUUACUGUGGGAGCUGUAGAUAUGAUUUUCAAGGAAAGGCUUCAGAAUUGGUUAGGAAAAGGCAUGCCAUGGACAUCAGCACAUGAUGCACAAGGAGGAGCCCUGGGCUGGGCACACAUGGAGUCAGCCAGGGUGGAGCUGGGAGUAGCCCUUAAAAAACAGAGUAAGAAACAACAUUUUAACAUAGCUGACAUCUUGGAGACAAUGGAAAAACUGACAUUUGUUUCUGUGUUGCAAGGAGUUGUGGUGACCGGGGUGAGAUAAACUGGGUGGAGUGAGGAAACAGGAUAGAGUAGAUACGUAAAUACAAAAAUACAUAAGAAAUUCCACAAGGAGGAAAAGAAUAAUUUGGACUCAGUCUGGUUAGGACAAGUAAUAACAGAGCUAAACAAGAGCGACUCAGAUACAGGAUAGAUGCUAACAGAAAGGUAAGAUACAUCUGUGCUGAAACAGAAUGAGGAAUGUCCAGCAUUGGGAACAUCCAUCUGCCCAGAAAAAGGGAAAAGGACUCGAAUUAUCUCACCACACAGGCAGGUGUUUUCUAGCAGGUCCGUCAUGCUUUGCAAAUGUGGGAUGGUGACUUCUGUAAGCUAAGCUCACUAUCAUAAAUCUCAGUAUUCCACACACUCCAGGAACAAGGCUUUUGGCAAACAUUGCAGACCCAUACAGGCAGGAGCCAGUCAGUGCUGUGAAUGAAACACCCCUGAGGAAAAGGCAAUAUCAUCCACCUCCAGGAUGGGCUGAGACCAGACGGGAGCUCACACAGAAAUUGUGUGAAACCCUGCACAGGACGUGGGGAGGAGAUACAGGAGGUCUGAAUGCCUGGAGUUGCCUGGGACAUAUGUGCCCUGCUCCCCUCAGCAGCUCUGACCUGGCAGCCAACAUUUAUGGCUUUCUUAGUAACACAAAUCCUCCUCUUUUACCUCUGGGUUGCAGUUCAGGUGUCACACAGUCAAGUAGAAAUACUUUUUUUUUUUUCCUCAGCAGGAUAUCUGCUAUUUUAAGUGAAUACAAUUUACUCAGUCCCAUGCUAAAUCAGCGUAAUAUGUUUCCAAUUUUUAACUCAGUGUGCAGCACACCCAGAGCUUUUGAAACCGAAAUAGGAGAAACGGAGAGAGUUGCUGCAUAGCUGGUUUCCUUACAUAGAAUUCAUGGGCUUUAGCAACCCCCUCGAGGAGAGGGGAACCCUGCAAUUAUGUGUUUAGUGUGUUUAGUUCCCCAGUCCAAGCAGGCCUUUGGUUGGGACAAUGGGACACUGUGGGAUGUCCCUUCCCACAGUGAUAUUGUGAUUACGGUAGCUCCUCAGAAUUAUAUUUGGCCUCAUGGUAGCAUGUAUCCUACAAAGGCGGCUGCUAUGAGGGUUAGGAGGAGGAUGACUCCAAUGUUUCAGGUUUCUUUGUUUAGGUAUGAGCCGUAGUAAAGUCCUUGGCCGAUGUAUAGGUAGAUGCAGAUGAAGAAGAAAGAGGCUCCGUUUGCAUGGAGGUUAUGGAUGAGUCAGCCGAAUUGUACGACUCGGCAUAUGUGAGCAACAGAGGAGAAGGCCAGAUUGGUGUCUGCUGAGUAGUGCAUAGCUAGCAGAAGGCCUGUGACGAUUUCGGUAAUUAAGCAAACGCCCAGUAGGGACCUGAAGUUUCAUCAUGUUGAGAUGUUUGAUGGUGCUGGGAGGUCGAUUAGGGCAUUGAUGAUUUUGAGGAUUUGCUGGUUUUUACGAAGGUUGAGGGCCAUUGGUUGUUUCUGUAUGAGGAUGCGAGGAUGAUGAGAAUAUCUCUGAGCUGGUCAGGUGAAUGCUACUCCUGUGGGUCAGGGAUGCAGGUUCAGGCCUUCACUAAGAAAUGCUGUACUGUUAUUUUUAAGGUAAGAGGCUGGAAGUAGAAAUGCUGAUGCCUGCCAUGUGUAACCUUGCUGUAAGGUCUACCCUGUGAGCCCUGCUUCUGUCUAACUGGAUGGUGCCAAGGUCCAGAGAAGACAGGGAGGAGAGCUAAUUUCACCGUCCCAGAAGGUCAAUGUCAGAAACAAGAACAGAUUGCAUCUCCUAUCUCAAUAUGGCUCUUUUUUCUUGUAAUGAUCUGGAUGAAUUCAUCCUGGCACAGACUGGCAAAACACCUAAACCCUUUGGGUAAUGAUUUUCUUCUCCUUGAUUAAACUAUCACAAAUUAACGUUAAGUUUAUUUUACUUUCUCUUAGUAAGGUUAUAUUGUGCUCAGACUACACCUUGCUAAGGUAACUUUUUCUGGCAUUGUUGACUGUGCUGCUCAGUAAUGCUCACAGAAAGUGACUAACCAGGGUUGCUCAUUCUCCAUGGCCUUAAUUACAGUUAACUGGAAACUUUUCACCUUUCUGCUGCUGUUCAAAAAGAAUUAGAUGACCUCCUGCUUGAAAAAACAAAAGGCCUCUUAUACUAAAAUGCUAGGAUUCAUUUAUAAUCUUAAUUACAACAGGCUUCCCAGGAAACUUUCCUGCUGCAGAAUGUAGCACGGAAAUUACAGGUUAGCACAAAAAGCCUGCCUCAUCAAUGGCUUCCUAAGUCUGAUUUAUUCUUUAUUGAGAUAAACACCAGUGACUCCAAUCCUGAGGGAUGCUCAGUCCCAAACAAGCCAGCCAGCAGUCCUUUAGCCCAACUAUAAUUCUGUCACGAUUAGGCCCAAAGGAAUAUCAAGACAAAAGUCAGAAAAUGAACCAUAACACAGAAGAGGAAAUAAUUUGCUUUUUCAAUGUUUUCUGUUUCUGUUGAAACCCUCAGCUGUUUCAGUCUUUGUACACCAAAACAAACCCACUCCCAUAGCCAACCACAAGUUAUUCUACCCCAGGUUGGCUGGGAGGCAAAGAGCACAUCCAUAAGUCUGCUUUCCCUGUUGGUCCCUGACACCUCUUCCCAAAUGCCAACAUGCUCCACCCACUGUGUCUGCUCUACACAGACAACAUCCAACAUUCUCUGGAUCCAACCACCAGGGCUUUGCUGGAAAAUUCCAGUCCUCCUGGGUUCCUCAGCACAGAAAUAAAAGAACAGAAAAUGCACCUAGGUAAUCUUCCUUAAAGAUUGGUUCCAUUCUUGCUACAUUAAUUCUUCUUAUGUCAGAGCAUGAGGAUAAUGUUAAAAGUUGCUUUUGUCAGCCAUUCAAGACAACUGGAAGGUACGAAUAUUAGUAUGAUGCCUUAUUCAUUUUCCUCUAACACCUCUACAGCUGUGUUUACUGUGAUUUCUAAGAGUUCUCUGUCUCAUCUAAUAACAGAUCUAUUUAUGGACUGCGUACUAAAUGUCGUUUUACAAUAAAAGAACAAAUUCUUAGCGUUUCUUUAAA
Molecule: messenger RNA, 9268 nt
Organism: Zonotrichia albicollis (white-throated sparrow)
Lineage: Eukaryota; Metazoa; Chordata; Aves; Passeriformes; Passerellidae
Gene: SLC41A2
Product: solute carrier family 41 member 2
Biological process (GO): monoatomic cation transport
Cellular component (GO): plasma membrane
Molecular function (GO): monoatomic cation transmembrane transporter activity
Source: RefSeq, a predicted model, not a curated record